AUGAUGCCGAACCACCCCUCGCCACCUCUCCACCACCACCACGACCACAGCACCAUCACCAACACCAACACCAACACCAACACCAAGAACAAGAACACACCCUCACCACCGCCCAACACCACCAUCACCACCCUCCUCUUCCACCACCCACCUCCUCCCCAUCUACAACCCAAAACCCAAACCCGCCCCUUCCUCACCUCCCUCCUCGGCGGUGGCGGCAACGGCAACAACUCCCAAAAAACGCGCCACCUAACCGCAACCCGCACGCUCCCCUACCCACCGGCACCGCUAUUCCGAAUCAUCAGCGCGGUAGAAUCCUACUCCUCGUUCCUCCCCUUCCUGACCGCAUCGACAGUCACCCACCGCUCGCCGGAGACGGGGCUCCCGACGCGCGCGUUCCUGACGGUCGGAUACGGCCCGCUGAGCGAGACGUUCACGUCGCGGGUGGACUGCGACGAGACGAAGUGGGUGGUGGAGGCGCGCAGCGGGGCGAAGUUCGGGGUGGGGAAGAAGGAUGGUCAGGAGGGUAUGGAGGGGUUUGUGGAUGAGGGGAUCUUUGAGUAUUUGAGUACGAGGUGGGAGUUGAGGGAUGUUUCCGCCGGAGGGAAGGAGUUGACGGAGGUGAGGUUGGAGAUUGGGUUUGAGUUUCGGAGUCAGUUGCAUGCUGCGAUGAUGGGGGCCGUCGAGGGGCAGAUGGCCCCUGUUAUGAUUGAGGCGUUUGAGAAGAGGAUUAGGGAUGUUCUUGGGGAGAGGUGA
Molecule: messenger RNA, 756 nt
Organism: Aspergillus heteromorphus CBS 117.55
Lineage: Eukaryota; Fungi; Ascomycota; Eurotiomycetes; Eurotiales; Aspergillaceae
Product: ubiquinone-binding COQ10-like protein
Exons: 2
Coding region: 1-756 (251 amino acids)
Biological process (GO): cellular respiration; ubiquinone biosynthetic process
Cellular component (GO): mitochondrion
Molecular function (GO): ubiquinone binding
Source: RefSeq, a predicted model, not a curated record